Messenger RNA from Babesia sp. Xinjiang, 1059 nucleotides. RefSeq names its product Suppressor of stem-loop protein 1. NCBI's taxonomy places the organism in Eukaryota, Apicomplexa, Aconoidasida, Piroplasmida, Babesiidae. Bases 1 to 1059 code for a protein of 352 amino acids. Gene Ontology annotation, biological process: regulation of transcription by RNA polymerase II; nucleotide-excision repair. Gene Ontology annotation, cellular component: transcription factor TFIIH holo complex. The record is from RefSeq and is a predicted model, not a curated record. The transcript is spliced from 8 exons.
AUGGCCGAAGAGAAAGCCGUAAAACCGUUCAUAGUAGAGGAACUUAUCACGGAGUUCGAACAGCGCUAUGACAUAGAUGAACAAAGAGACGAAGAACUGUAUUCGCAAUAUGCAUGGGAAAAGGAUGUCGACAAGUCAUGGGAACAGUUGGUCGACAAGGAUGGCGUGUUGCAGUUUGUUCAUCAAAAGGAUGCCAAGACUGCCUUAUCUUCCUUGGAAGGGGCUGGCCUAAGAGAAAACGCCGAAGGAGGUAUACAAAAACGAGGUGUGGUAAGAAACCUUGUUAUCAUUUUCGACACAAGUGACGGCAUGAGAGAAGUGGAUUUCAAACCCGAUAGAUUACACUGUGCUGCCACAGCUGUAAAGGGGCUAAUACAGGGAGUAUUCCACCAGGGACCAAUGACUCAGUUGGCCCUUGUAGCACUGCGCGAUAAACGUUCAAUCAUGGUAUCUAAAUUUGGAACUCCACCAUCUGAACAAAUUGAACUGCUUGAUAUAACAGUCAAAGGGGGGGCAGAAGGUGUACCAUCUUUGCAAAACGGGCUUGAGAUGGCAAUUGGAAUCCUAUCAGGUAUGCCAGCAUACACAACUCGGGAAAUAAUUGUAAUAUUUGGCUCGACCAAGACAUUUGACCCAGGCAACAUACUAACGACCCUUCAAAAGCUGAAGGAUGAACAUAUCGCCGUCAAUGCCGUUUCUAUAGCGCCGGAAAUGUACAUACUUAAGCACAUAUGCGUCGAAACAGGGGGAUCGUAUGCAGUUUCUAGAGAUGCAAUUCAUAUGCAGAAGUUGAUGAACGGGCACACGAUGCCACCAAAGUGGAGGACAUGGAUGGAGCCCGUGCUGACGAAGGUCGGGUUUCCGCCUCUUGAAAAGGCAAAUACAGCGUCAUUGUGUAUUUGUCAUUCUAAAUUGACGUACAAAGCGUACGUAUGUCCGCAAUGCCACAGCAAAUCCUGUGCUAUUCCGACAAAGUGCAAGGUAAGGAAACGCAACAGCUGCGCUUUCAAACAUUUUUUAUUGCUCAUCGAAUUAAACGCACUACGUAUGGUUCUAUAA